AUGAGAAGCAAAUCCAUCUUAGCUGGUGCCGUUAAUGUUCCCAUUGAACCAACAUCAAACGUGGAUUCAAGAACUACAAAUAAUAUUAUUAUAAAGAAUUAUAGUUCAGAAAAUUUGAAAGACAAAGAACCAGAACUUAAGUCAGUGAAUUUAAACACCGGUUCAAACGCUAAUGCAACAUCUGAUGUUAAGUUAGAGUAUCCACCAUUGGACCAAAUUAUUUCAAGAGAUGCAGAAACAAACCCAUAUUCAAAUGUUCAAACAAAUUCUCCAGAUAAUGUAGAACAUUACCUCCUUCAGUUAUAUCAAACAAUAUUACUCAAAGACGACAAAAAACUUUUGACAAAUCUUAUAAGUAAAAAUCAAAUUAUAUUAACUAAGGAGGACUUGGAGAAUGCUAUUUCAAGAAUAACUAACAAACAAUGUGUCAUUGACUAUCUCGACCCUGAAAUAGAAUGUUGUGGACAAACUCCAAUAUUUAUGAAAAUAGGUAAUAUAAGAAUUAUUGAAACACCAGGAACUGCAGGAGUUGAGUUUAAAUAUAGGUAUUCCAAUGAAUAUACUAAACUUUCUUCAGAUUAUAAACUUUGUCUAAAAUAUGUUUUAGCGAAUUAA
Messenger RNA from Trichomonas vaginalis G3, 615 nucleotides. RefSeq lists its product as uncharacterized. NCBI's taxonomy places the organism in Eukaryota, Parabasalia, Trichomonadida, Trichomonadidae. The record is from RefSeq and is a predicted model, not a curated record. The transcript has a single exon. Bases 1 to 615 code for a protein of 204 amino acids.